Messenger RNA from Funneliformis mosseae, 597 nucleotides. NCBI's taxonomy places the organism in Eukaryota, Fungi, Glomeromycota, Glomeromycetes, Glomerales, Glomeraceae. The record is from the annotation of a GenBank genome assembly.
AUGUCAUUAAAAGCCUCAAACAAAUUUUUCAUUUUCUCUUUAAUCAUAAAUAAAAUAAUAUCUUCACCAAACGUUCAGUCCCUUACUGAUAUAAAUGUCGAAACGAGUUUAUUUGGUCAACCAACUAUGAAUUUUUUGGAUAAGAAUUCAAAAUAUUUGCCAGUGAACAGUAUCGCAAGAAAUUUUCAAAAGGAUAAUGAAGCAAACUCAUUAAAAGCGUUGAUAAUCAAGCGUUCAAGUCCGAACACUGUUACGUCGGACUUGAAAAUGGAGAUAUUUUCGGAGUUGGAUUAUAGAAAGGACGCGUUCAAAUCCGAAAAACGUUUCGUCGGGCUGGAUAAUGGGGAUAUAGUGGAUUUGUCGAAGAGAUACGUUCAAGUCCGAACACUGUUUGUUGAAGGAGUUGUUCAGACCGAACACUGUUUUCGUCGGGCAAGUAGUAUUUGCGACGGCCUACUGAAAAUUUAUGGGGAUAUUGUUGAAGGAGUUGGAUUAUUGAAAGAACGUGUUCAAAGUCCGAACACUGUGGGCUUGUUAAUGGAAGAAUUGUUGGAGUUAGGGCACGUUCAAGUCCGAACACUGUUUCGUCGGACUUGA